Molecule: messenger RNA, 1260 nt
Organism: Rhipicephalus microplus (southern cattle tick)
Lineage: Eukaryota; Metazoa; Arthropoda; Arachnida; Ixodida; Ixodidae
Product: protein disulfide-isomerase 2
Biological process (GO): response to endoplasmic reticulum stress; protein folding
Cellular component (GO): endoplasmic reticulum
Molecular function (GO): protein disulfide isomerase activity
Source: RefSeq, a predicted model, not a curated record
AUGGAGUACCUCUACUGUACCAACAAGUGCGAGGCCCUGGCGUCCAAAUUUGCCAAGGCUGCCAAGCAGCUCGAGGAAGAAGGCUCGUACAUAAAGCUGGCCAAGGUGUACGCCCGUUUCGAUGGCCUGCUCGCUUGGAAGUACCUGCGCGGCUUGCCAACACUCACGUUUUUCCGCAAUGGACAUCCAGUCUACUACAAGGGUAACCAUACCAUAGAGGAGAUGAUCCAGUGGGUUAAGAAGAAGACUGAACCACCGGCUCAGCUAAUCAGCACUGUGGACGAUGCGAGGAUCUUCGUGGACAGCGCGGAGGUCACAAUCGUGGGCUUCUUCAAAAACCAGACGAGCCUCGAGGCCAAAGAGUUCCUCAAGGCUGCGUAUACUAUCGACCGGCACUGCUUUGACGAGCGCAGAAAAACUCUCGCAUUGAAGCCCACCUGUGAUAAGAUUCGGACAUUCGUCGCUGUGAACAGCCAGCCCCUGGUUGUGGAGUUGACGGAGCAAAAUAUCAAUGACUUGCUCAGCGGCCCGAUUCGCCAGUACAGCCUGCUAUUCUACAGCAAGAACAGUGCCAACAUGACGGAAGCUCUGAAGAACUUCAGGGAGGCUGCUGCUUCCUUCAGGCACAAGGUUGUCUUCGUAACCAUCAACGUUGAUAAGGAAGAAAUCGAACUGAUCCUCAUGUACUUCCGCAUCUGGCAGGACAAUGUUCCCGCCUUGCGCUUCGCCGAAUAUGAUGGUGUCGGAUCUGUGACACCCUUCAUGCCCGAGACGGACUCGCUCAAAACUGAAGACAUCAAUACCUUCGUUGAGGGCGUGCUGAACGGCAGCAUUAAAGACACACCUUGGUUGCCAGAUUCGUUUAACUCGACAAUCCAUCGCGCCAAAGUGGUCGUGCAAGAGAACUUUGAUGAAGUCGUCUUCGACAAGACCAAGGACGUCCUGGUGCUGUUUUACUCGCCCUGGUGCACCCCCUGUUAUCAUCUGACGCUACACUACGAUUGGUUGGCCAACAUGUACAAUGACCACGAGGACUUGCUCAUCGUGAAGAUGGACGCCACGAUGAAUGAGCUCGAGCACACAGAUAUCCACAGCUUCCCCACCUUGAGGCUGUACAAGAAGCAGAAUAAUGAGUUUGAAGGUGACGAAGAGGAGAAAGAGGGAAAGGAAUUGGGUGACGAAGUGCCCGAUGACAUGGACAAGAACGUAGACAAAGAACAGGGAGAGAAAGAGGGAGACAAGAAGAGGGAUGAACUUUGA